This is a messenger RNA of Actinia tenebrosa (Australian red waratah sea anemone), 2897 nucleotides long. RefSeq lists its product as uncharacterized. The record is from RefSeq and is a predicted model, not a curated record. Lineage: Eukaryota; Metazoa; Cnidaria; Anthozoa; Actiniaria; Actiniidae.
UUCUUUUUCAUCCACAUGAAUGAAACAACUCCAGUAACUACAUCUGCCGUAAUAAAUACAGGUUCAGCAACAGCAAAAAUAUCAACCACAGCAGCCGCAGCAACGACCAACACAACAGCAACAACAGUUGCAACAAUAACACCAUCAACAACAGCUGCAUCAACAACAACUGCUAGUAAUACGUCAUCUACUACAAAGUCCAUGACACCCACCACAGCAACAUCAAUAACAACAACAUCGGCUGGUUUUGGUGCCACAACAGUUUCCACAAGUGGCUCACAGAUAUCCUCAGUGGUUCCAAGUCCUUCACCCAGAUCCCCUACAUCACAGUCGAGCUCUAUCGACUCUAGGAGUGUUAGUAACUCCACAGUGACUCAAGUGACCACCAUGACAACAUCAACAACRACAACACCAGUCGUGCAGCCUACAACAUCACCACCAAAAACCAAGGCUAUCAGCAUAAAAGUAACCUUCGAUAUAACAUUCAAAGUGGAGUACAGAAACAAAGAAUCUAAUGCCUACAAAGAGCUGACGACAAAUUUCACCAAAGUUCUGAAUGCGACUUUUAGUAAAAUGGAAGGGUUUAUUCGCGUAGUGGUCCUCUCCUUACGCGAAGGAAGUGUCGUCUGUGAUUUUGAUGUUAUUUUCAAGGAGACUGCAAUCCCCAAAGUGGAAGACGUGAAGGCAACGUUAGUUAAGGCUCGCAAAAACAACCAGCUUGGGGGUUAUGGUGUUAAGAAGAUAGAAGUCGAAGGAGAAAAAAAAGAUGAAACGACCAAAGAUGAUUUGCCUUUGUGGGCUACUGUGACUUUGAUUCUUCUUGGAGCUUUGGGACUGGUUCUGCUGAUAACAGUCAUCAUUCUUGCGGUUUUAUUGAAGCGUAAUAAAGAAAGUGGGCCACUCUAUCAGGUGUCCGGGGAGGAAUGGUCCCAUUACGAAUCAAUGUGUAUGGGUGAUUAUAAAGUGAGAGCUGGAGAGGUAGGACACGGAAGACUUCGAAAUGGAGACAACAAACAGCCAGUUUACGAAAAUCAUCCUACUUCUCAUUCUAACUUGACCUACCAGGUUCCUGCAAAUGGAGAAUGAUCUAAUACAAGACCCAAAGAAGCAACAGCCCACCAACUUACGAACGAAUUAUCUCACAUGAAGAUUGUUUUUCAUAUAUAAAUGGCUUUAAUUGUCAAGAUAAAAUUGACAUCGUGCCGAUGCUUCACAAAAAGUAGUUUAGAGAGGUUCAUUUUCAAAAUCUCUAAGGUAGGGAGAGACCAACGGUAAGAUGUAAGCAUAGUACAAAAACAUCGUAGUAUGGCACCACUAUAAGCAACAGGGUCAACCUACAAACUACGGGCUAUGAUAAAAGGGUAAAUUAUACACCGUGAAAAGAUGAAAACAUUUACUGACGUUUCGAACGCUAGUCCUUCAUCGGGGCGUUCGAAAACGUCAGCAAGUUUUUUCAUCUUUUCACGGUGUAUAAUUUACCCUUUUAUCAUUACUGUUUUAUUAGAAACACCGACGCAGCUAACACUAGUUUUUAGCUAGUUAUCUCUACUUUCCAGUUAAUUACCUUUAAUAAGGGAUUAGUGUAUAUAAUGCAUAAACGUAGCAAAAGGAACUAGUUGGGAACGUGAAAACCUAACGAGAACCAUGCUUUGCGGUAAUAUAAUGAUGUUACAUGCUAACCAAGAAUAAAUCAGCGAUGUUGGUGUACACAUAACAAGAGAAGCUAACGAGAAAUCUUUGGUUAACGGUACACCAACAUGAUGGUGAUGAUGUCACAUGCUAACCAAGAAUAGAGUCAUGACAGCUAUGUUGGUGUACAUAACAAGAGAAGCUAACGAGAAAUAGGAAUAUCUAAUAUAUUCUAUGUAUUGAUCUAUAGAGAGCAGACAGACACAUAUAUACGCGGGUACGUUGCAUCAUUAUUGUUCAUUUUCAGAACGAAUUUUUUUAGUUUCUAACCACAAAAUAAAUGUUAGAAAGUGGUUUGAUUUAACCCGUGAAAUAGUAAGUUAACAGUUCCCUGCGCCAUCUUGAAAGGCAUCCGUGCCUCUACAUCGAAGCGAGACGAACGGUAAGCUCGCAAUGAUAGACACAUUGAAAUAAUUGAUGAAGGGGUUAAAAAACGUCUCUGUCAUGGAGCUCACCGUUCGUUUCGCUUCGAUGCAAAGGCACCGCUACCUUUCAAGAUGGCGCAGGGAACUGUGAAAGGGACUAUUUAUCAUUUUUCGUUCACCAGCGUAAUUCUCGUUUCAUUGGUUAAGUAAAAUUACUCUAUCGAAAAUGUAAUUCAGUAGUACUAGUCUAGAAAUUACUGCGCAGGCGUAGAAUAGAAACUUAUAAAAUAGCAUAAUUAUAAUACCCUGACCGUACGCAUGUAAGAUAAACUCGCUUAAAUUCCCGAGCAUGUCCAGUAAAUCUACUAUUUGGCUAUACGCCGUUUUCUCAAGGUUGCGUACGCAUCCAAUCUUGACGGGCCAGAAAACUGAGAAACGCACAUUCAGUAAAAUCAUCUUGAGAAGUCAGUUUUAUAUUUAAAGAGGAGAAUAAUCAAUUUUAUGAAUUGUUAUCAAAAUAUCUCAUAAAAAAUUAUGACUAUUCUUAUUAAGCUCCUGUUCUUGUAUCGUGGACGCGUCACGUUCCUUAAGUUUGGAUAAGGAAAAGGUCUAUUCAUUAUUUCUUAAGCACAAAGGCUUUCUGUUUUAUUUAAACGGAGCCUUUAUGCAUAGAUGUCCUAGUAAAUUUACCUGUGUCUGCGGCCUUGUGCAGUAUACUAUGCAUAGCAUUCUUUGGAACUGUCAGAAUUUUUACUUCUUUAAUAUAUUAUUAGUAAUUAAACAUCAAAGAUGAAAUAUGUAUGGUAGUUUUUACGGUAAAAUAAAUUUAAGAUAUUGUCUAGA